Messenger RNA from Aspergillus bombycis, 942 nucleotides. Its product is annotated as NADPH oxidase family protein. The record is from RefSeq and is a predicted model, not a curated record. The transcript has 3 exons. Gene Ontology annotation, cellular component: plasma membrane. Lineage: Eukaryota; Fungi; Ascomycota; Eurotiomycetes; Eurotiales; Aspergillaceae. Gene Ontology annotation, biological process: intracellular iron ion homeostasis; copper ion import; iron ion transport. The coding region runs from base 1 to 942 and encodes 313 amino acids. Gene Ontology annotation, molecular function: ferric-chelate reductase activity.
AUGUCCCGCAAAUAUCUUCUGGCAUGCAUCUGUAUGUUCUCAGCUACAGGUAUAUUUCAGCUAGCGCGCAUCCUUUAUCGCAACAAAGUUCUGGGCAAGAAGACUGUCCGCCUGGCCAUGAAACCUUACACUGAAGAAAUUGUGCAAGCCGUACUGCAUCUACCUCGCCCUUGGGUGGUACGUGCUGGGGAGAGAGUCAGUCUCGGGAUACCAUCUCUAGGGCUAUUUUAUCUGUUCCAAUCUCACCCUUUCGCCAUCACCUGGUGGGAAGAUAAUGGGGAGGGAGAAGCCAAUUCGAUCUUUGUGAUGUUCCGGGCUCGGACUGGUUUUACUCGAAAAGCUCUGAAAUAUAUGGAACCGGAUCGCGAGUACUGGGCUUGGAUCGAUGGACCAUUUGGGCCGUCCCCAGUCCAUCAUUACGGUCUCUCGAGAGAAGUAGGUGACUAUGGUCAUAUACUGAUGAUCACGACCGGGAUUGGGAUCGCAGCACAACUUCCCUAUAUUAAAGAACUACUGCAUAGGCGCCGCAGCGCUAGGAUAAUAACACAGAAGAUUACCCUAGUCUGGCAACUGGAUCGAACAGGUGACUGGGAGAGUGCUCGGGAUUGGCUUCAAAACCUUGUCAAGCAAGACGAUGGUUAUAUGCUAGAAGUUAUGGUUUACGAUCCUUCAAGCGUGGAUAACCUCCAGGAGCCCCGAAAAAUUGGUCACCACGAUCUAAUUGCCUUCUAUGGGGGUGAAGUGGAGUGGAAAAAGGUCCUCUCUGCCGAAAUGCAGCGACAGUCGGGUAAACUUCUGGUGGCGGUUUCGGCUAAGCACCGUAUCCGGGGCUUGGUGCGGCGUUUAGUGAGAAACAACGUAUGGCUUGAUGUCGAGCUUUUUGAGUUGGAGUUCCAGCCUUGGCAAGAGAAAAGAGACUGGAUAUCGUUUUUUACACCCUAG